Molecule: messenger RNA, 3181 nt
Organism: Elephantulus edwardii (Cape elephant shrew)
Lineage: Eukaryota; Metazoa; Chordata; Mammalia; Macroscelidea; Macroscelididae
Gene: ELAPOR1
Product: KIAA1324 ortholog
Exons: 22
Coding region: 1-3042 (1013 amino acids)
Biological process (GO): positive regulation of vacuole organization; autophagosome assembly
Cellular component (GO): lysosome; late endosome; trans-Golgi network
Source: RefSeq, a predicted model, not a curated record
AUGGUGGAGUCCGGGCGCAGCCUCCAUCCCUCUGCCAGAGGCAAGGGGAGCACUGAACGGCGCGCACCUCGGCUUCUGCGGCUGCUGCUCUGGGCUGGGACCGCCUUCCAGGUGAUCCAGGGAACGGGACAGCAGCUUCACGCCUGCAAAGAGUCUGAGUACCACUAUGAGUACACGGCGUGUGACAGCACGGGUUCCAGAUGGAGGGUUGCGGUGCCGCACACCCCGGGCCUGUGUACCAGCCUCCCCGACCCCGUCAAGGGCACCGAGUGCUCCUUCUCUUGCAGCGCCGGGGAGUAUCUGGAUAUGAAGGACCAGUCGUGUAAGCCCUGUGCCGAGGGCCGCUACUCCCUGGGCACUGGCAUCCGCUUCGACGAGUGGGAUGAGCUGCCACAUGGCUUCGCCAAUCUCGCCACCAACUUGGAGAUGGAAGUCGGCAUCACCGAGUCCAUAGAGAACUGCACCUCGUCCAAAUGGGUCCCUCGGGGUGACUACAUCGCCUCCAAUACGGACGAGUGCACGGCCACCCUGAUGUAUGCUGUCAGCCUGAAGCAGUCGGGCACGGUCACCUUUGAGUACUACUAUCCAGACAGCAGCAUCAUCUUCGAGUUCUUUGUGCAGAAUGACCAGUGCCAGCCCAGUGUGGACGACUCCAGGUGGAUCAAGACCACAGACAAAGGAUGGGAAAUCCACAGUAUGGAGCUAAAUCGCGGCAACAACGUCCUGUAUUGGAGAACCACAGCUUUCUCAGUAUGGUCAAAGACACCCAAGCCUGUGCUGGUGAGAAACAUCGCCAUAACAGGAGUGGCCUACACUUCAGAAUGCUUCCCCUGCAAACCCGGCACCUACGCGGCCUCUCAGGGCUCCUCUUCCUGCAAACUCUGCCCAGUGAACACGUACUCAAACAAAGGAGAAAUGUCUUGCCAUGAGUGUGACCACGACAAGUACUCAGAAAAAGGAUCCUCUACCUGUAAAGUGCGUCCAGCCUGCACAGACAAAGACUAUUUCUACACACACACGGCCUGUGAUGCCAAUGGCGAGACACAGCUAAUGUACAAAUGGGCGGAGCCGAAAAUCUGCAGCGAGGAGCUCGAGGGGGCGGUGAAGCUGCCCGCGUCUGGCGUGAAGACUGUCUGCCCACCUUGCAACCCAGGCUUCUUCAAAACCAGCAACAGCACGUGCGAGCCCUGCCCCUACGGCUUUUACUCCAAUGGCUCCGAUUGUGCCCACUGUCCAGCUGGGACUGAACCAGCCCUUGGAUUUGAAUACAAAUGGUGGAACACGCUGCCUGCGAACAUGGAGACAACAGUUCUCAGUGGGACCAACUUUGAAUACAAGGGCCUGACAGGCUGGGAGGUGGCUGGAGAUUACAUUUACACCGCUGUUGGAGCCUCAGAUAAUGACUUCAUGAUUCUUACCCUGAUUGUGCCAGGAUUCAGGCCUCCACAGUCGGUGAUGGCGGAUGCAGAGAAUAAAGAGGUGGCUAGGAUCACGUUCGUUUUUGAGACCAUCUGCUCUGUGAACUGCGAGCUCUACUUCAUGGUGGGCAUGAAUUCCAGGACCAACACUCCUGUGGAAACGUGGAAAGGCUCCAAAGGCAAACAGUCCUACACCUUCAUCAUCGAGAAGAACGCGACCAUGAGCUUCACCUGGGCUUUCCAGAGGACCAGUUUUCAUGACGCAGGUAGAAAGUACACCAAUGAUGUUGCCAAGCUCUACUCCAUCAACAUCACCAAUGUCAUGGAUGGGGUGGCAUCCUACUGCCGUCCCUGUGCCCUAGAAGCUUCUGACAUGGGUUCCUCUUGUACUUCCUGUCCUGCUGGCUACUACAUUGAUCGAGACUCGGGGUCCUGCCACUCCUGCCCCUCUAACACAAUUCUGAAAGCUCACCAGCCUUAUGGCAUCCAGGCCUGCACACCCUGUGGUCCAGGGACCAAAAGCAACAAGAUCCACUCUCUGUGCUACAAUGACUGCUUCUUCUCAGUCCACAAUGCAGCACGGACUUAUGACUACAACUUGUCAGCUUUGGCAAACCCGAUUUCUCUCUCUGGAGGGCCAAGCUUCACUUCCAAAGGGCUGAAAUACUUCCAUCACUUCACCCUCAGUAUCUGUGGAAACCAGGGUAAGAAAAUGGCCAUUUGCUCAGACAACGUCACUGACCUCCGAAUUUCCGAGGGUGAGUCAGAGUUCUCCAAAUCCAUCACGGCCUACGUCUGCCAGGUGGUCAUUGUCCCCCCGGAGGUGACAGGCUACAAGGCCGGGGUGUCCUCGCAGCCUGUCAGCCUCGCCGACCGACUCAUUGGGGUGACAACAGAUAUGGCUCUGGAUGGAAUCACCUCCCCAGCUGACCUUUUCCCCCCGGAGUCCUUGGGAAUACCGGACGUGAUCUUCUUUUAUAGGUCCAACGAUGUGACCCAGUCCUGCGGUUCUGGGAGAUCAACCACUGUCCGUGUCAGAUGUGAUCCGUUGAAACCUGCCCCUGGAACUCUGCUUCUGCCAACCACUUGCUCGGAGGGGACCUGUGACGGCUGUACCUUCCACUUCCUGUGGGCCAGUGCCGCGGCUUGUCCUCUCUGCUCCACGGCCGACUACCAUGCCAUCAGCAGCAGCUGUGUGGCUGGCAUCCAGAAGACAACGUAUGUGUGGCGGGAACCAAAGCUGUGUGAGGGCGGCAUCUCCCUGCCUGAGCAGCAGGUCACCAUCUGCAAGACAAUUGACUUCUGGCUGAAAGUGGGCAUCUCUGCAGGCACCUGCACGGCCAUCCUGCUCACCGUCCUCACCUGCUACUUCUGGAAAAAGAAUCAAAAACUAGAGUACAAGUACUCCAAGCUCGUGAUGAACGCCACCCUCAAGGACUGUGACCUGCCCGCAGCUGACAGCUGUGCAAUCAUGGAAGGCGAGGACGUGGAGGACGACCUCAUCUUUAGCAGCAAGAAGUCACUCUUUGGGAAAAUCAAAUCAUUCACCUCUAAGAGGACGCCUGACGGGUUUGACUCGGUGCCACUGAAAACAUCCUCAGGUGGCCCAGACAUGGACCUGUGAGGGCCCCACCCUGCCUCACCUGCUGCCUCACCUCGGCGCAUCACCUGGCAAGCCUGUGGGUGCCAGCUUCAUGCAACACCCACUACUGGAAAUCUCUUCAUCGUGGCCUUAUCAGAAGACGUUUGAAUUGCGGAUCUUU